GAAAGGUAAAUAUGGGUUCUGUUGUAGGGUAGCAGUGAGACACGGACCCUCGGAUUCUUGGCACAGGGCAAGCCUGGGCAGAAAGGCCGAGCACACUCGGCUAGAGAGUGUUAAAGCCCUCUCCAUUCCCGGGCUCUGCCCCCCAGAAUGGUGGUGCCUUCGUUGAAGCUUCACGAUCUAAUCGACGAGAUCCGCGGGGCUAAGAGGGAGGCCCAGGAGCAGGAGAUGAUCUGGAAGGAGUGCGCCCACAUCCGCGCCUCCUUUCGGGAUAGGAACCCUCUGCACACGCACCGCCAGCUGGCCAAACUGCUCUACGUCCACAUGUUGGGCUACCCCGCCCACUUUGGACAGAUGGAGUGCCUGAAACUGAUCGCCUCCCCCAGAGUCUCAGACAAGAGGGUGGGCUACCUGGGGGCCAUGCUUCUAUUGGAUGAGAGGCAGGAUGCCCACCGGCUCAUUACAAACAGCAUCAAGAAUGAUCUGAGCCAGGGGAUUCAGCCAGUACAAGGUCUGGCCCUGUGCACUCUGAGCACCAUGGGCUGCGCUGAGAUGUGCCAGGACCUGGCCACGGAGGUUGAGAAACUGCUCCUGCAGCCCAGCCCCUACGGACACAAGAAGGCUGUUCUGACUGCGGUGCACGAUUCGGAAAGUCCUGAGCUGUCCAACAUCUUCCUCCCACUCUGUGCCCAGCUGCUUCACGAGCGCCACCACAGUAAAGCCACUGGGCUCCCCAUUGCCUGCUUCCACUCUAGCUGGACUAAAGAAGUGAAAGUUGCAACAGGAAUACCAGCUCAUAGAAGGGCAACACACAUGCAGUUAUGUAAACUUUUCCUUGCCCCUGCCCCACCCUUUGCUUCCCCCACCAUGACCCCAGGCAUCCUGCUGGGCACCAUCACCCUGAUCAUGAAGCUCUGCAAAGGAAGCCCUGCAGCUCUCAGGCACUUCCAAAAGGUGGUACCCCAGCUGGUGCAGAUCCUUCGGACUCUGGUGACAUUGAGAUACUGCACAGAACACGGCAUAUCUGGAAUCAGCGACCCCUUCCUGCAGGUCCAGAUACUUCAUCUGCUUCGGAUUUGGGGCCGGAACCAUGAGGAGAGUAGUGAGACCACGAAUGACUUGCUGGCCCAGGUGGCCACUGACACGGAAACCAGCCGAAAUGCAGGCAGUGCAGUCUUGUUGGAGACAGUGCUCACCAUCAUGGACAUAUGCUCUGCAGCUGGUCUACGGGUUCUAGCUGUCAACAUUCUUGGCUGCUUCCUACUCAACAGUGACAAGAACAUUAGGUACAUAGCCCUGACAUUGUUGCUGCGGCUGGUGCAGUCUGAUCACAGCGCUGUGCAGCGGCACUGGCCCACUGUGGUGGAAUGUCUGCAGGAAACUGACGCCUUCCUCAGCCGGCAGGCCCUAGCAAUGAGCCUGGCUCUGGUGAACAGCUCCAAUGUGCAAUCCAUGACACAGGAGCUACAGGGCUUUCUGGAGUCCUGUCCCCCUGAUCUAUGGGCUGACUGUGCGUCAGGCAUCCUGUUAGCAGCAGAAAGAUGAGGUGACAAGUUUGCCCCAACCAAGCGGCGGCACAUAGACACUAUCCUGCACCUGCUGACUACAGCGGGCACCCAUGUGCAGGAUGAUGCAGUAGCCAACCUGACCCACCUGACUGGGGGAGCCCAGGAGCUACACGCCUGUUCUGUGCACCGCCUCUACAACGCCCCGGCAGAGGACAUUUCCCAGCAACCACUGGUACAGGUAGCUGCCUGGUGCACUGGGGAGUACCAGGACCUCUUGGAGGGGAGCUGUGAGGAAACUGAGCCUCUUCAGGUGAGGGAAGAAGAGAUGUUGGUGCUACUGGAAAAGGUGCUGCACUCCCUAAUGUCCCUGCUGGCCACAUGAGGAUACACCCUCACAGCCCUCAUGAAGCUCAGCACCCGAUUCCGUGAGGACAACCACAUCUGGCAGGUAGUAUCCAUCUAUGGGAGCUGUCUAGAUGUAGAAUUGCAGCAGCGGGCUGUGGAGUAUAACACACUCUUCGGGAAGUAUGACCAUAUGAGGGCUGCCAUCCUUGAAAAGAUGCCUCUUGUGAAGUGAGGUGGCCCUCAGGCUGAUAAAGAGACAGAAGAAAGCAAAGAAGCCCAGCUUUCAGAAGCAGCCCCUGUCCCCCAGAGUCCCCAGGCCUCAAAGCUCUUGGAUCUGUUAGAUCUCCUGAAUGGCACUUCUGGGAAUGCCCAGCAUCCUCCCCCUCUAGAUCCCUCCCCAGAAGGUACCUUAGUACACCUCCUUGACCUGCCCUGUGCGCCUCCACCCCUGGCUCCCAUCCCAAAAGUCAAAGGGUUUGAGCACGAGGGACUACAGCUGAAUCUGUCUUUUGUUCAACCCUCUGAAAUCCCUGCUUUGCUUUUAAUCACUGCCACUGCCACAAACUCGUCUGGGAGUGAUCCGGCUGACUUACUGUGCUCUGCCCAAACCUCCUAUGCUCAGAGUUUCCAGCUGCAGCUCCAGGCCCCUAGUGGGGACACAGUUCCAGCUAAGGGCGGCCUUCCCAUAACCCAGCUCCUCAGAAUCCUCAAUCCCAACAAGGCCCCCUUGCGGCUAAAACUGCACUUCACCUACAACCACUCUGGGCAGUCGGUGCAGGAGAUCUUUGAGGUGAACAACUUGCCUUUGGAGACUUGGCAGUAA
Trichechus manatus latirostris (Florida manatee) is the source of this 2673-nucleotide messenger RNA. It is a transcript of the gene AP1G2, whose product is annotated as adaptor related protein complex 1 subunit gamma 2. Gene Ontology annotation, molecular function: clathrin-cargo adaptor activity. Gene Ontology annotation, cellular component: Golgi apparatus; AP-1 adaptor complex; membrane coat. Lineage: Eukaryota; Metazoa; Chordata; Mammalia; Sirenia; Trichechidae. The record is from RefSeq and is a predicted model, not a curated record. Gene Ontology annotation, biological process: intracellular protein transport; Golgi to vacuole transport.